Molecule: messenger RNA, 1419 nt
Organism: Puma concolor (puma)
Lineage: Eukaryota; Metazoa; Chordata; Mammalia; Carnivora; Felidae
Gene: MTNR1B
Product: melatonin receptor 1B
Biological process (GO): G protein-coupled receptor signaling pathway
Cellular component (GO): plasma membrane
Molecular function (GO): melatonin receptor activity
Source: RefSeq, a predicted model, not a curated record
AUGCCUGAGAACAUCUCCUACGCCAACUGCUGCGAGGCGGGCGAGCUGGCCAUGCGCCCGGACUGGCCGGGGACGGGCCGCGCGCGGCCCUCGGGGACCGCCCGUCCUCUCUGGGAGGCGCCCGCGCUGUCUACCGUGCUCAUCGUCACUACCGCGGUGGACGUUGUGGGCAACCUCCUGGUCAUCCUCUCCGUGCUCAGGAACCGCAAGCUCCGGAACGCAGGUAAUCUGUUCUUGGUGAGCCUGGCAUCAGCUGACCUGGUGGUGGCCCUGUACCCCUACCCGCUAAUCCUCGUGGCUAUCUUCCAUGACGGCUGGGCCCUGGGGGAGGUGCACUGCAAGGCCAGUGGCUUCGUGCUGGGCCUGAGUGUCAUUGGCUCUGUCUUCAACAUCACUGCCAUCGCCAUUAACCGCUACUGCUACAUCUGUCACAGCAUGGCCUACCACCGGAUCUACCGGCACUGGCACACCGCCGUCUACAUCUGCCUCAUCUGGCUCCUCACUCUGGUGGCCUUGGUGCCCAACUUUUUCGUGGGGUCCCUGGAGUACGACCCACGCAUCUACUCCUGCACCUUCAUCCAGACGGCCAGCACACAGUACACAGUGGCAGUGGUAGUCAUUCACUUCCUCCUCCCCAUUGCUGUCGUGUCCUUCUGCUCGCGCAUCUGGGUGCUGGUGCUCCGGUCCCACAGGAAGGCCAAGCUGGAGACCAAGCUGCGCCUGAGGCCCAGCGAUGUCCGGAGCUUCCUAACCAUGUUCGUGGUGUUUGUGAUCUUCGCUAUCUGCUGGGCCCCGCUGAACUGCAUUGGCCUUGCUGUGGCCAUCGACCCAGAAGGAAUAGCUCCCCAGGUCCCGGAGGGGCUCUUUGUCACCAGCUACUACCUGGCUUACUUCAACAGCUGCCUUAAUGCCAUAGUCUACGGGCUCCUGAACAAGAACUUCCGUAGGGAAUACAAGAAGAUUGUCUCAGCCCUCUGGAACCCUGGGUGCUGCUUCCGGGAUGCUUCCAAGGGCAGCCAGUCCACAGGGCCUCAGAGCCAAACUCCACCUGUCGUUAAUGCCCAGCAUCCUGUCCAGCUUAGUUAUAAACAGAUGAAGACUGAUGGAUCGGUUUGUGAUGGAAGCAAAAUAGCAUUACGGGACGACAAACCUGGAGAGAAAAGUCAUCAAAAGGAAGUACAACAAGUCAGGCAUGGUGGGACAGACUCAGCAAGAAUGCCUGUGUGCCGGUGGCAGGGAGGAGGGGAACCAACCCUAGAUAUCCUUGGCCUCAUGGUGGCAGCCGGCUAUCCCGUGGGAGCCCUCGCCAUUGCCUCAGUGCUCCAGGCUGACUCAUGGCCUGCACCCGUGUCCGUGCUGGCUGUGCUGGACCACCUGGCCUGCCGUCUGCUACCUGGUGAGCUCCUGUCCACCCUUUAG